Messenger RNA from Alligator mississippiensis (American alligator), 1506 nucleotides. RefSeq names its product lysosomal protein transmembrane 4 alpha (gene LAPTM4A). NCBI's taxonomy places the organism in Eukaryota, Metazoa, Chordata, Crocodylia, Alligatoridae. The coding region runs from base 61 to 750 and encodes 229 amino acids. The transcript has 7 exons. The record is from RefSeq and is a predicted model, not a curated record. Gene Ontology annotation, cellular component: lysosomal membrane.
UCAGCGGAGUAGUCGCAGACGCCGCGUCCGGUUCGACGAGGAGGGAGUGUAGUUGCAGUCAUGACGCUCAAGCGGAGCCGGGACCGCUUCUACAGCACCCGCUGCUGCGGCUGCUGCCACGUCCGCACCGGUACCAUCAUCGUGGGCACCUGGUACAUGGUGAUGCAUAUGCUGAUGGGAAUUGUGCUGACUGUAGAAGUGACCCACCCAAACACAGUGCCAACGGUUGACAUACAGUAUGAAGUCAUUGGCAAUCACUAUGCUUCUGGCAGUAUAGCUGAGCAUGUUUGUAUUGUGUUUGCCCUCUCCCUCCUCAUGUUCACAAUCAGCGCAAUGAUGGUGUAUGGAGCAAUUGCUCAUCGAGUGGGCUGGCUGAUCCCGUUCUUCUGUUACCAGCUCUUUGACUUUGUCCUGAAUUGCCUGAUUGCCAUCAGUUCUCUUACUUUCUUGCCAAAAAUUAAAGAUUACCUGGAUCAGUUGCCGGAUUUCCCCUACAAGGAUGAUCUCCUUGCACUUGAUUCAAGCUGGCUCUUGUUCAUUGUCCUGGUGUUCUUUGUUUUGAAUAUCAUCUUAAAGGCCUACCUAAUUAACUGUGUAUGGAACUGUUAUAAAUACAUCAUCAACAGAAAUUUGCCUGAGAUAGCAGUGUACCCGGCAUUUGAAGCUCCUCCACAGUACGUUCUGCCAACCUAUGAAAUGGCAGUGAAGAUGCCUGAGAAGGAAGCCCCACCUCCCUACAUACCUGCCUGAAGCAACGGCUAUGUUACUUACUAUGUAGACCAGCUUAUUGUUGGGGGGUUGACUUCUAAUCUUGCAGAACUGCUUAAAUAGAAAUAUUCAGGGCUUUGGGAGAAAACUGUUUUGUUUUGUUGAAGGACACUUUGAUAUAAACCUGCUAAGCAAAACGUGUCUGAAAACGACUAUUUGCUUUUCCUUUUUCUUUUUUUGUCUUUUUCUUCAUAUUCAGAAACAUUGCCUUUAGGGGAUUAUACUACAAAACUUCUGUAUAUGAACAACUUUACUCUUGUGUGGUUUCUGGUGGUAUCAGCUGAACAGCAUGCAUAAAAUGAGGGAGCCACAGAUAUGAGUAUUUACAGGUGUAGACCAUUUAAUGUAUUGUUAUUUUUGUAACAGUAGUUCAUAAAGACAAUCAGAUCAAGCAGUAAGAACAGUUUGCCUUUCUUUAAAUACACUGCUGUGGAGGGGGAGGGGGUGUGAAUGCGGUACGUUUUAUUAUGUUUUGGGGGUUUUUUUAACUUUGCACUUUUCUCAUACAUUAUCUUACCUUACUGUUUUUUGGGGGGUUUGUUAUCCAAUGCCUUGAAAUGCUAUUUUUCAAGAGGAGUGAAACUGGCACAGUUUUGCAGUAUGCUGUGAAUGCAAAAAAAAAAUGCACACAGAAAUGACUUAAGUGUGAGAGAUGAUGGUUGCAUGCUUUGAAUCUUUAUGUAUUUUUCUCUUUUUUGUGAUAAAUGAUUCUUUAAUAAAUCUUUUAAAGAAAAUGUU